AUGGCCGAGAAGUGGAUAUCGCAGCUUAAUUCUGCACACAAAACGUGUAUUGUACAGGAAGGAAGGAGGAAAAUCCACUUCACAUUUACAGAUGGGAAUGAAAUGGCAGAGGAAUAUGACCAGAGAAGCGGUGAACUUGUCAUAAGAAAAUGGAGAAGAAAAGGGACAUUUGGUAGCAAAGGGACCACCUGGGAUUUUGAAAUUGGAGAGCAACUUCUGCCAAAAAAUCUUGACUCUGAAGGAAUGAUGGAAAGUUCAAGUAAUCCAAUAUUUGUGAGAAAAGAUACUAAAGAGGCCUUUCAGUGGAGAAUACGUAACAUUCCUUACCCUCUGCAAGUGUAUAGUGUGACUGUUGAUGAUGAUAAACACAAACUUGUUAUCCGAACAUCCAACAAAAAGUAUUAUAAAAAGUUUGGGAUUUCUGACAUGGAGCGGAUUGGCAUGUUAUUAUCUCAAGACAAUAUCAAUACUGCCCACGCCAACAAUACACUCAUUGUCACUUAUAAAAAACCAAAGGAAAUUUUAGAAAUGGAAAAAAAAAUCUCCGAGGAAAUGAGGAAGUUAAAAGCGAGUAAGGACGGUGAUGUUGACUGUACUCCCAGCUGACGGGGGAUACACUGUAAUCAAUAUACAUUCAAGGACGGCAGCUCUCCAUUCAGGCAGGAUGUUUCUGUUCUCAAGAGGUUGUGGAAGUAGCAAACUAUUAUGUGAUACAAAAAUGAAAUAAGAUUUUUCAAUAGGAUUUGAAGCUGAUGGUAAAUAACUGAAGUACAAUUUCUGUGAAAUUUGAUUUUGAUUUUUAAGUAUACAAUACUUAACAAACAUAUGAUACUUGUCAAGUAUGACCUGUGAAUAUUUCUGGGAUAUCAGGUAACACAUGUAAAUCUAAGCCUUAAAUGUACAGACUGACUUACGAUAAACACUGAACAGAAGUACAGUUAAUUUUCCUUCUUUCAAAUGUUUAAACAAACCUUAAGUUGUCACAAAAAUUCAUUGCCUUUUUAGGACAGGCAUUUAGUGAUAUAAAUAAUUGAUUUUUAAAUCAGAAUUAUGUCCAAUUGUUGGAGUAUAUCAAGUGCCACAUAAUCGUAAUUGCAUAAUAUCUGUUACAAUCUAUUAUGAAAGAUGGUUUUCAGUUUAAGAAAGGAUGACUAGAACCUGACAAGCUGUUCAAACAAAAACAUGUUUGUCCAGUAAACUAUUGUUCUUAUCAAAUUCAAUAUUUCCAAACUUUUUUUUUGUAUUUUUGUACAAAAUGCUGUGUUUUUUCUAGUUAGGUAAAUGAAUAUUGAAAUGUUGAAAUACUUGUUUUGUA
Ylistrum balloti is the source of this 1315-nucleotide messenger RNA. Its product is annotated as protein DPCD-like. The transcript has 6 exons. Bases 1 to 606 code for a protein of 201 amino acids. NCBI's taxonomy places the organism in Eukaryota, Metazoa, Mollusca, Bivalvia, Pectinida, Pectinidae. The record is from RefSeq and is a predicted model, not a curated record.